Messenger RNA from Caenorhabditis remanei, 981 nucleotides. RefSeq lists its product as uncharacterized. Gene Ontology annotation, cellular component: membrane. The record is from RefSeq and is a predicted model, not a curated record. NCBI's taxonomy places the organism in Eukaryota, Metazoa, Nematoda, Chromadorea, Rhabditida, Rhabditidae. The coding region runs from base 1 to 981 and encodes 326 amino acids. The transcript is spliced from 4 exons.
AUGAGCGGCUCAUAUUCUGGUUAUGUUUCUACAGAACAGUAUGCUGAGACACUUCUCGUCACCAUGCUCAACUUUUUUAUCUGUUUCUUCGCCCUAUUCAUGAACACUCUAGUCAUCAUCACUAUUCAAAAAUCGCCCCAUUUCGUCAACUCCUAUGGCACACUAUCUCUAAAUCAUAGUGUACUAAAUAUGUUGAGCUUGUUGGUAUACUUCUUAUGGGUCACACCGACCACUUAUACCCAAUCCGUCUCAACCUCCACCACCACAGUCCUCGGCAAAAUCAUUGGUCAGCUUCAUCUUCUAUUCUUAUUCUCCAUGAUCUACUCUCAUCUAUCCCUCUCUCUAAAUCGAUUCGCCUCUCUAUUGCACCCCACCCGUACUCGAUCCAUAUUCAGUCACCACAUGUGUAUAUUCUUGAACAUUUCCACAUGGAUUCUCGGCUUCCUUCACGUUAUCCCAUUAUUCUGGUACCAAGACUGCCACAUCACUUAUGAUCCUGCCACGUGGCAAUGGGUGAUAUCUACUUCAAAGUUAUGCGCGACUUAUAAGUUGCUGGUGUUACAGUAUCUAUCUGUGAUAGUGUCUACUAUUAGUUUUCUGGUAAACCUAUUCACUUGGGCAAAGGUUUCCGCGGAGACCAUAAGAAAGCAUCCGGUCGAGACGAAGUUGUUGAAAGGAGAAUUCUGGAGGAGUUUUGGUUUUUUGAUAGCUGUUUUGACGUCAGGAGUACUAUCAGGAUGGGUAGAAGAGCGGUGGCAAAAGUAUGUGGUAUUAUGUGUGAUCUGGCAAGUGUAUCAUUUGGUUGAUGGACUAGUCAUCCUUCUUCUCCAUUUUCAUCGAAAACUGUUAGCUGAGCGACCUAUCCUGGACCCGAAUCACCAUACCCCUUCAUUCAUCCACGUGGAACAUCUCCAUUCUCUGCCUCACCGUAGCCCGGAUUUCAAUAGAAAUCAUUAUGUCUCGAAAGUUGAUACUUAUUAG